AGAGCCGUGUCGGACUGAGACGCAUGCGUGAAGUGUCCUCUCGUUUCGUUCCUGGAAGUGGAGCGACGGCGCUCAGUCCCUCUCUGCUAGGCUCCGCUCCGCUCGCCGUGCUCGCUCUGUGGCGAGUCGAGCAGAGGCGGGGGUCUGAGGAACAUCGCUCUCACCUCCAGCAGCAGCAGCAGCACGGUUUUUGGAUGGUUGCUCGAUAGCAGACUUGAGGAACUUGCUCAGGUGAUGCCUUAGCCUUGGUCGCUGCUUCCUGGAACAGCACAGGCAGGUUCUAUGUAUCCUUCACUUCUUCAGUGUACCCAUUGCUGAAGCAGACGAAUGACCCACUGGAGGAGCUCAACUGAAAAGCAAAUGCCAACCAGCAUGGACUGACCUGACAUCUUCUGAAGCCUGCAGCAUUUUUUAAAGCUGUUUCCAGCACUGAAGAAAAGAGAAGGAGAGGAGCGGCGAGUCUGUCGCUGGAUAUGGGGGCCAUGGUCACUUAGACUAAACGGUUGUGUCCUAGGCCAGCUUCAGCCCUAUUUCAGCUCUUGUUUUUCUCUUCUCUCACAUUUCCCCCUCUCUGGCCACUCUGUCGCAGACUUGUGCCUUCUCUCCUGGCCCUGCUAGCCAUGGCUGGUGUAAGGAAGCUGGCCCGGGCUGUCCGGCAGCAGGGCCUCCACCGCUUGGUCCUGGCGCUUAUUCUCUUCUGCUUACUCUCCAUGGCCUACUUGGCCUACCAUGUCAGCGCUGGCCCCAAGAUCAAGGAGGCUCCUCCGCUCCCUCUGGGGGACUGCGUGGCCGCUGCUCCGGUGAGUGGCAGCCAGAGGGCGCCUCUCUUUCUGCCUUCACAGAUGAGCCAACGACGACAGUCCGUGAAGACGGUGGACACUGCACGCACUGAGCCUGUGGUUCUCCUGUUUGUAGAGAGCAUCUAUUCCCAGCUGGGCCAGGAGAUUGUGGCCAUCUUAGAGUCUAGUCGCUUCCGCUACCACACAGAAAUCGCACCAGCUAAAGGAGACAUGCCCCCACUGGCCUGGAGGGGUAGAGGCCGCUAUGUUUUGAUCAUCUAUGAGAACCUGCUCAAGUAUGUCAACCUGGACUCCUGGAACCGACAGCUGCUGGACAAGUACUGCCAAGACUAUGGUGUGGGCAUUAUUGGCUUCUACCGUGCCAAUGAAAAUUCUCCAUCCAGUGCCCAGCUCAGAGGCUUCCCACUCUUCCUGCGCUCCAACCUGCCCCUGUGGGAUUGCCGCAUCAACCCAGCUGCUCCACUCCUCUACAUCACCCGUCCCAGUGAACUAGAGCCUGGACCGCUACCUGCAGACAACUGGACCACUUUCCUCUCUAACCACAGCACUUAUGAACCCAUCCUGCUGGCCAGCCCCAGACCAGCUGAGCCGCCAACACACUCUAUCCUGCAGAGGGCGUUGUUAGCUACUGUAAUGCAAGACCUAGGCCUUCAUGAUGGGAUCCAGCGUGUGCUCUUUGGUGGGAGUCUGUCUUUCUGGCUGCACAAACUGCUGUUUGUGGAUGCAGUGGGCUAUUUGACAGGCAGACGACUCAGCCUGUCACUGGACAGAUUUCUGCUGGUAGAUGUGGAUGACAUCUUUGUGGGAAAGGAGGGCACACGCAUGAAAGUGGCUGAUGUGGAGGCUCUUCUCCAGUCCCAGACCAAACUCCGCUCUCUAGUCCCCAAUUUCACCUUCAACCUGGGCUUCUCCGGAAAGUUCUUUCACACAGGUACUGAUGAGGAAGAUGAAGGAGAUGACACUUUGCUCAGACACAGGCAGGAGUUCUGGUGGUUUCCUCACAUGUGGAGCCACAUGCAGCCCCACCUGUUCCAUAACGUCAGUGUGCUUGCAGAACAGAUGAGACUUAACAAACAGUUUGCCCAGGAACACGGUAUCCCCACAGAUAUGGGCUAUGCUGUGGCCCCUCACCACUCUGGAGUGUAUCCAGUCCACAGUCAGCUGUAUCAGGCCUGGAAAAGCGUGUGGGGCAUUACAGUGACGAGCACAGAGGAAUACCCCCACCUCAGACCCGCCCGCUUCCGCAGGGGCUUCAUCCACAAUGGCAUACAGGUACUUCCACGGCAGACUUGUGGGCUGUUUACACACACCAUCUUCUAUAAGGAUUACCCAGGAGGCCCGCAGGAACUGGACAAGAGCAUCCGUGGAGGAGAGCUGUUCCUUACUGUGCUGCUUAAUCCGGUCAGUAUCUUCAUGACCCAUCUCUCUAACUAUGGAAAUGACCGCUUGGGCCUGUAUACCUUUGAGUCUCUGGUGAAAUUUGUGCAGUGCUGGACUCAUCUGCGCUUACAGACUCUGCCUCCAAUCCGCCUGGCAGAAAAAUAUUUUCGCAUCUUUCCUGAUGAGAGAGACCCCUUGUGGCAGAAUCCAUGUCAUGAUAAGAGGCAUAAAGACAUCUGGUCUAAAGAGAAGACAUGUGAUAGGCUACCCAAGUUUCUGGUUAUUGGCCCUCAGAAGACAGGAUCUACUGCUCUGCAUGCAUUUCUGUCUCUCCACCCUGCCAUCACGGCAAGCUUCUCCAGCCCAGUCACCUUUGAGGAGGUGCAGUUCUUCAGUGGACCAAACUACCUGCGUGGAAUUGACUGGUACAUGGACUUCUUCCCAGUGCCCUCUAAUGUGAGCACAGACUUCCUGUUUGAGAAGAGCGCUAAUUACUUUGACACUGAGGUCGUCCCUAAGAGAGCCGCUGCACUGCUGCCCAGAGCCAAAAUCAUCACCAUCCUCAUCAACCCAGCAGACAGAGCUUACUCUUGGUACCAGCAUCAGAGGGCUCACCAGGACCCGGUUGCUCUGAACUACACGUUUCACCAGGUCAUCUCUGCAGGCCCCUCGUCUCCUGCAGCUCUGCUCACUCUGCACCGUCGCUGCCUGCAGCCCGGAUACUACAGCACCCAUGUAGAGCACUGGCUUCAGUGCUACCAACCCAACCAGCUUCUGAUUGUUGAUGGACUCCAGUUGCGGUCUAACCCAGCCCAGGUGAUGGACAGCGUGCAGAAAUUUCUGGGAGUCGUACCCUUCAACUACACUCAGGCACUGAUGUUUGAUGAGAGUAAAGGUUUCUGGUGUCAGAGGCUGGAUGCUGGUCGCUCACGCUGCUUAGGCAAGAGCAAAGGCAGAAAAUACCCAGACAUGAGCCCUGAGUCUCGGGCUUUCCUGUCGGAGCAUUACCGGGAGCAGAACGUGGAGCUGCUGAGGCUGUUGAAGCGGCUGGGUCAGCCUCUGCCAACCUGGCUCAGAGAUGAACUACACAACUCCAGCUGGAGCUGACACCUAGAAGCUGGAUCACAAAUAGAACCACAGCUAGAAGCCUGCUCUGUCGUGGAGACAACAGCGCCCCUGUGUGACUGGAGAAGAGAGGACAGCUGGCCCCCUUGCCAGCUUCCAUACUGUGUGGACGUCAAACCAAAAGGAGUGGUGCCAGGGGUGUCUGUAAGAACCCAGGCUGUUGAGGGUUUGAAUCAGAGCAAAAGGGGACCUCAGUGAGUUUUCAAGGAGGAUUGUAUACUUUUAUUUAAUUGCCAAGAUAAGGACACUGAAGCUCAUUAGUGGCAUUGUGGUAAUGGACUUGGGAGCUCAUUAUUUGCGUUGUGGGAAAUGAUGUUUCACAAUGUGUUAUGAGAGAACUAUGGACUGGUGCCAUCUCAACUACAAAGACAGCCUCUAGUAACUGAGGCUUAUGUACAGGUUCUCAAGAGGGUCAAAACACUUAGCUAAGUGGAUGUGAAGGAAUUUGCUGGCCGAGUAGGAAAUUUACAGGCUGGUCUUAAUAAGUGUUUAAUUCUGCCAAGCAGAGAGGUAUUUGAAUUUCUUGCUUAAGUUAUUCUGACAUUCGCUGACUCUGAAUGGAUUUUUCAAGUGAUAGAUGCCAGGAAUUAGUUUUGGCUGUUUCACGAGCAACUUCAUACAACCUGAAUACUACAACAUUCCAGAGCCUGAAUACAUUGCAAUUUUCAAAACGGCUUUAAGCAGUUUGGCUCCAUGAAAUUGUACUGGAAUUUUGUUGAUGCCACUGAAUGGCCAUCAAUGUUGCUAGACUGGCAAAUCACAGGCAGCUGCUCAACCUACUCAAACUGGCAGUGGGGGUGCCUACACAGAAAAGUGUGAAAGCCAUGCUGAUGACCAGAUUUGGCUGCCAAAAUGAGACAUACAUUGUGUUUGAGAAACUUUUUUUUUGCCUUUGAGGGAGUAAGAUUGUGAAUGUAUGGUCAUGUAUGUGUGUAUAAGUGGAAGCCCGUCGCAGUGGCUCAACUGUAUAUCCACUCACAGUAGUAUGAUCCUUUGUCUUGUUUGGUCAAACUUGAAAUCAGGUUGGAAAAAAUAACAACCCACAUCUGCAAAUAAAGGCACAAAAUGGCA
Pygocentrus nattereri (red-bellied piranha) is the source of this 4376-nucleotide messenger RNA. It is a transcript of the gene ndst2b, whose product is annotated as N-deacetylase/N-sulfotransferase (heparan glucosaminyl) 2b. NCBI's taxonomy places the organism in Eukaryota, Metazoa, Chordata, Actinopteri, Characiformes, Serrasalmidae. Gene Ontology annotation, cellular component: Golgi apparatus. The transcript has 15 exons. The coding region runs from base 621 to 3287 and encodes 888 amino acids. The record is from RefSeq and is a predicted model, not a curated record. Gene Ontology annotation, molecular function: heparan sulfate N-sulfotransferase activity; deacetylase activity.